CAAGGUGGGAACGUGUGGGAACAGCCACCGGGACGGGGGAAGGUGGCGGAGCCAGGUGAGGCGUCCCACAGCGGCUGUUCCAGCGCUCCUCACGGCGUCACCGAACACUCCCAGCUCGCUGCGAGCUGCCUGCCAGCCUGGGGACGGUGGCAUUGCAGACACCCACGGAGCGACUGCUGCCACCGGGGCCGAGCAGCCUCUGCACGCCUCCACAGCGGCACGGAGACCGCAGAUACCCUCAUUUUCCGUCCUCCAUUCCAAAAAGCUCCAGGCUGCAUGUCCUAAACCAACACAAACCUCUAGGACGGACACUCAUGAGGGUGCCCGGACUGAGCGGCUGAGGGGAAAUUGGAUAGCAGAGUGAGAACUGGCUGUUCAGAAGAGGUCGUGGCUGAGGAUUAAUAACAUGUCUAAAGAAAUGCAGGAACUACAGAAGCAAUGGCACUCCGUGAUGCAGAUCAUCCACAGCAACGCAAAUGUUGUUGCCUUUAUGAAUUCUCGUGUUGGCCAAUAUUUAGAUGACCAUCCUUUUGUUGCCUUAUCACUCCUGAUGUUUAUUGCAGUGUCAGCUAUUCCUGUUGGAUUUUUCCUGGUUUUUGUUGUUACAACAGCUGUAAUGGCCUGUAUUGGUGUGAUAGUCAUGGAAGGUGUUGUCAUAGCCAUAGGGGGCAUAGCCCUCCUGUGUGUGCUGUGUGGCCUGGGAGCCCUGUCCCUGGGAGUUUCUGGAGUGCUGAGUGUUUCUUACGUUGCACUUUCAACUCUGGUCAACUACUGGUGUGCAUCAAGGGCUCAGAUGAGGAAGCAAGAUGCUAAUGGAAGUUUACCACAGAAGCAGCCUGGCUUGGAUCUUUCUGCCAAUAUUGCAAAGAGUGAAUAAAUAGAUUUCUCCCCAUUUCAUAGGCACUUAGCUGUACAAUCCCAGCAUUUGCUAUGUAAUUGUUUACUCAUUAAGCAUUCAAUCAUUGUGUACUCCUGGAAACUGAGAAAAAUCAAUAUACAUCUUACACUGGCGCUGUAAAAGGGAUCUUAAGAAUAAUUAAGAAGCAGCAGUGCAGUGGUAAGAAUAUGUGCAUGAUGGAGUGUUCCACAGUUUGGUAAAGGGAUGUAGUAAUAGUUGGUACUGUUAAGUCAAUGGCAAGUAGGUGGACAGAAAGGGGAGAGAGAUAUUUGGUUUCUCAGAUUCUGGAGUUCUGAAUGUACUCCCUUUAGUACAGAGCAUGGUCAUUUUGAUACAAAAGUAUCACAGUUCAGAACAGUAGAAACGCAUUUUGAAUGUGGAAAAAUAUUUGUAAGCCUUAACAACCUUUGUUAAAAUAGAGCGAGUAUACCAAUGCUUUAUGUUCAUUAUAAAGGGAAAAGUGGGUUUGUCAUAUGUCAUGGUCAAAGCUUUUUUUUUCUCCCCUUAGAUGUUGUCUUAUUCCAAAGGGAUAUUUUACUUAUUCUCAUUGCCUCAUCAUAUCAGGGGUAUGCUUAGGUCUUGUUUAGGUAUUUAAAUUGCCUGGUUUGCUUCUCAGUUGUAACUUUGUGUAUGUUAUUUAAACUUUUUUCAUUUUUGCAAAUGUUAUUAUAUUUUUAAGCAUAAAGUAUCUAACUAUUUUAGUUUAAUAAAGUGCUCUGUUUGUUUAACUAGA
Camarhynchus parvulus is the source of this 1631-nucleotide messenger RNA. RefSeq names its product transmembrane protein 159 (gene LDAF1). The record is from RefSeq and is a predicted model, not a curated record. Lineage: Eukaryota; Metazoa; Chordata; Aves; Passeriformes; Thraupidae. The transcript has 5 exons. The coding region runs from base 407 to 877 and encodes 156 amino acids.